GUGAAGUGUUCUAGAGAAGAUUUCCUACUGGACCAUUUCUGUCGACGCCAUGUACCUGGAGGGACCAAAUACAAGAAGAACACUGACAAUUCUUUCUGUCAUCGGAAAUCAACGAAGAGCAGCAGAAGUCAGCCAAACUCGAAGAGCACCAUUUCAACAUCCAGCCUGAACCCUGUAGAAAAAACUUCACCUCCCCAUCAAGGUUUAAUUUCUUUCUUGGACCUAUCACUGUGAAUGGAAUAAUUGUGGAUUCAUCGGGCUAACAACAACUAGAAUGGGACAACACCUGCGACAACAUGGACGAGAAGAGGAAUGCAAAUGGGCGCAAUGCAAUGGAUUUCAGCGAACGAGCUACGAAGACCUGGAGUUACACAUUAUACACGACCACUUCUUUGAUGACAGAAUCACCUUUCCUUCCCUAAAUGAUUGGCUGGAAUAUCUCCCAGAAAAAAGAAUCGACCCAGAAACCACUGAUUUACGCUUCUGUCCAAAACACCUGAGAAGCAAGCUGAAGUUGUUACUGUUUAAUGAGGACUACCUGGACAUGCCGACAAACAAAUCCUACACAAUGAGCGACCACCUGUGUACACUGGAUUUUGAAAAACUUAUUUCUGAAUUUGAUUUUAGAAGAAGGAAUUGUUGA
Molecule: messenger RNA, 643 nt
Organism: Mya arenaria
Lineage: Eukaryota; Metazoa; Mollusca; Bivalvia; Myida; Myidae
Exons: 6
Coding region: 275-643 (122 amino acids)
Source: RefSeq, a predicted model, not a curated record